This is a messenger RNA of Staurois parvus, 429 nucleotides long. Lineage: Eukaryota; Metazoa; Chordata; Amphibia; Anura; Ranidae. The record is from the annotation of a GenBank genome assembly.
GAGUCCAGCACAGCUCAGAAUUGGGAGGCUUUGAACACUAACCCGGAUGAUAAGAAUCGUUUCUACAUUAAUGUGUGCCAUGAGGUCUUGCAGAGAGGAGGUGCUAUGGGCUGUGAGGAGGAUGCUGCAAUUUGUGCAGUGGAUUCCGACAAAAAGAAAAAUUUAGGGAAGUUUUUGUCCCCUCCAAAGUUGGUUGGUGACCACAUUGUCCUUGAAUACACAGAGGGUUCAGAAUGUGGAGAAAAAAAGAGAAUUCAAACCAAUGUCACACUUAUAUGCAGCCCAGGAAACCUUGAAAGUCCCCCUAUACUGAAGCAUUCAGAUGACUGCCUGUAUGAGUUUGAGUGGAACACUGCUGCAGCCUGUGUCCUGUCCAAAACAGAAGGAGAUAAUUGUAGAGUGUCUGAUUCUCAUGCUGGUAAGUUUAUU